This is a messenger RNA of Drosophila elegans, 5999 nucleotides long. RefSeq lists its product as uncharacterized. Gene Ontology annotation, cellular component: axoneme. The record is from RefSeq and is a predicted model, not a curated record. The transcript has 15 exons. Gene Ontology annotation, biological process: cilium movement; axonemal central apparatus assembly. The coding region runs from base 32 to 5920 and encodes 1962 amino acids. Lineage: Eukaryota; Metazoa; Arthropoda; Insecta; Diptera; Drosophilidae.
AAAACAUUUUAGGGACACAACACAAUAGAAAAUGUCCAAGCAGCAGCAAAAUGCCACGGGUUCGACCGCGGAAUCAGCCGCGGGUGUUGGAAAAAGGCAAAAGGAUCGUUUCUUUAGCAGUAGCAAAACAAGACGUCAAUUUCAGUGCUGCAUUGCCAAGGAAUACUACAGUGAGUAUUCGAACUUGGUUGAUUCCCUGCAUAUCACGCCUCGGAUGAUGGUCCACCAAAAGUGCUUUAAGGUCAACAACACUUACGGUCUGACUCUCAGCAUUAAAAACACCGGAUUGUUCCCACGUCGUAUCAACAUAACCUCUGACAGUCCCGAAGACACGUCUAUUUCGAUACCGGAACUGGACCUUCACCGCUACUUGGACACCGAUGAGACUUUGGAGGUAAAGAUCUGGAUACGGUCCGCUGUAAAGCGCGACAUAAAUCGCCGGCGCCACAUUCUUGUUGAGUGUUUCCACCCGAAUAUUAUAUUCCAAGUGCCCAUCAUUGUUCUGGACAAACUACACUAUCCGUCGAUCAGCGACACCAUAACUUUUCCCAGCUGCGUUCCCGGCAACAAAACCCACUACGAAAUGAUAAUCUACAACCCCACCAAAGAGCGCGUUCGAGUGCGGUACAGAAACACAAAUCGCGGCCUGGAGAUCCAUGACAACAACAAGGACAUCCUGCCGCCACAGGAUUACGCCAGGCUGCUGUUAGUCAUCCAACCAAAAAAACUAAACGUGUACAAGGGUUUUUUCAACAUCAAGUUUGGAGUGUUGCCUCCAAAGCCGGUGAUGUUCGUCUUCACGCCCAAAUCAAUGAGUGUGCAUCUGAAUAUCGGCAGUGUGGUCUUCGGUUCGACCAAAUUCUCUGGCGACGAAACUCGCAUGGUGAUCAUGUGUAACGAGAGUCCGCAUGAGGUAUUCGUCACCGGUCGGUUUUACACGGAACCGGCUGCUAAGGAGCCGAGUACCGAUGAGGAUGAGGAUGAGGAUGAUCAGAUCUCCAACAAACUGAUCGACGAUGCCAUCAGCAUGCACAGUGCACUGAUCUUUGACUUCGAGGAACGUGCGAGUGUGCAGGAUUUGUUGAUGGAUGCGAAAGCGGUCAAGCACUUUGACUUCUCCAUGCCAAAUAAAAUCGGAACCGGAAAUUCGGCAGAAAUAAUGCUGAUUUUCCGGCCGACCUAUGAUGCGGAAAAUCCAUUUCCGGAUGAUCAGGAGCCACCGUAUUUUCAGCGCACUCGGGCCACAUUUUGCUUCACCGACGCCGAGGAGUGCAUCGAGUCGCAUUUUGUGAUCAUGGCUGGAUUAAUCGAGGGCAUCGAAAUGGAGUUUCACCCGAAAGUGAUUGAUUUCCGGAAAAUCUACCUGGGCGAAGAGCACUGCGCCCAGAUCAAAGUUCUCAAUUCCGAUGUUGUGCCCGCCAAAGUGGAGUACAAGGACUGUACGGAUCCUGAUGCGGCCGGCAUACGCAUCACGCCCGUUGAAGGAUUCCUGCUGGAGCCUUGCACACGUGGUAUAUUCAAUGUGUCCUUCUACUCAUUGUAUCCCGCUCGCUUCACAAUAACACUGCGUUUUAAAGUGCAAAAUGGGGCGCACUACAAAGUUGCGAUAAAGGGCACUGGACAACCGGUGCAGCUGCGCACCUUUCCCCAAUUGGUGGAGUUUGGGAGCAUUCCAAUGGCCGUGCCCCAGAAACGAUAUAUGCUACUAAUGAAUCCACUGGCCGUGCCAAUAACGCUGCAGGUGAAACCCACCGAUGAUGGGGAGGAAACGCCAUUGGUUCUCAAUAUACGCAACUCCACGGAGAUGCUGCCCAUAACAGUGCGAGAUCCCAUACGACAUCUGCAGCAGGUGCACGAGGAACUGCAAAGCCACGAAACGGAGGAGCCCAAGGAAAUCCGUCUCACAAAUGCCAUAUCGGAAGUGCUUUCCAUGAAGUCCGUCCAAGCGACUGAAUCAAACUAUAGCUUGGAAUUUGAGGAGGAAGUGAUGGAGCCCAUUCCACAGAUGGCUGCCCAUCUGCUGACCAACCUAAAGAAACAAAAGAUCUUUGACAAGUCGGAGACGGACCGCCGUGUCAUUCAAGAGGCACUUAUGGGUCUGCUCAACACAAAGUACUUUUCUGUUUUCACGAAGCACAACAACUAUAUAUUCAUGGACUGGAACGCACUGCCCAGUGAUCCACGUGAAGUUUUUUGCGACAAUGAGAUAAUCUAUCUGCGUCCAAACACUGGACGGAGCAUUACCAUUCUUUUGGUGCCCAACAAAGCUGGCUACUUCCAUCGAUCGCUGUCCGUGAGGAUUUGUCCCUCCGUUGCAACACCAUCUGUGGAUUCCAGCGAUGAUCAUCCCAUUAUGAAGACCCUCAUCAAGUCGGAAUUUCUCUGCUCGAAGCUCUGGUUUGAGUACAAUUGCGUGGUCCCCGAAAUCGUGUGGUCCAAUAUGGUGGACCUUUCGCACCGAACAAUCUACGCUGGCGAGGACUAUGACUUCGAGAUGAAGUUCUCCAACCCAUCUAUCAUAGGCGUCUUUCUUCACUAUGAUGUCGUUCCCAUUGACAUGACCUUUCGGGACGGCACGUGGAAAUUCUUCAUUGACGGUGGAUCGGAGAUCACCGCCAAGUGCGCUGUGACCUUUCGAUCGCUGGGCAACACCCGGCUAUCUGGUCUUGUCAAGAUGGUGGGCGCCAACUCGCCGUACGCCUUUCAUCUUUUCGCCAAUGUACUACCCACAGAGAUCAGAGUUAUGCCGAUGUUUGUGCACCAGCGAUUGCAGGUCUACGAGAAGAGCCUGGUGCACUUCUAUAUCGACAACUAUACGCCCACGCACACGAAGCUGAGCAUGCAACUGAAAGAUAUAGAGUUCCAGUAUUUGACACUUAGAGGUGGAUCUUUAGCUCCCACAGGCCAAAGCAUGUACACCACCUUGGUGUCGUUGUUCACCGAUCCGGAUUUGUACCAGAACACCAUGUUUAUUGACCUGCAGUUCGACAAUGUGAUGACGAUUCCCAUCACUUUUCUGGUGGAGGGGGUGCCACUCUACUUCGAGCCGGAUAUACGCCAGGGUUUCGAUGCCGGACUGCUCUACACCGAUACCAAGGAGCAGUUCCAGGAAAGCCUCUACCAGCACCGUUUUCCCAUUCGGGUGAUCAACAAAGGUCGUCGUUCCUACCGCAUUUUGAUUAUCCGCCUUAAUACCUAUGGACCGGGGGCCAAUGUGUCUUCGGCCUGUGCCAACAACGCUUUAACUUCCCGUUUUGACAUGGAACCAAAGAAUCUUUACAUGUCGCCCAGUGACGAAAAUCAGCUGGACAUCUUGGCCAGCUCUUAUGUGGAAGGCCACGCCACCGGCGACUUUCUGGUGCAGGUCAUCGACCAAAAGUAUCCGCAGCGUAAACACAUCAUUAGGAUUAGGACCUCGGCAGAUUUCGUGGAUGUCCAGCUGCAUUGGAGCCCCAAGCAGGUGAUCUUCAACUACAAACGCUGUGAACCUCUAAAAGAGCGUUCGUACGUAGAGACGCCUUUCCUGGUGAAUUCCUGUUCGGUGCCCAUCGAAAAGGUGAUCCUCCAGGUUACUGGCCCUUUCAAAAUCAAGGAAUAUUACGAAGAUACUUACGAGAAGGAGAUACAGAUCAGUUUGGGUGGCUUAGAGCGAAAAGAAAUCUUCGUGAUGCUCAAGGGAGGAGCUUCGAAACAGCUCUUCUGUCGCCAAAUCGAGGGAAGAAUCAAUGUGAUGGCGCUGGGAAAGCAGUUGAAGUCUCUACCACUGCGGGCAUCAAUAAUGGUUCCAGAUGUUGUGAUCUUGCAGCCAGAACUUGUGCUUUUCGAUCGGGGCAAACCUUAUGACAGUAUGAUCCAUCUAGUUAAUCAAGGCUGCAUGCCGGCUGAGUUCAAGUGGAAAAGGCUGCAGACCACGGAGAUUUUCAUUGGCGACGAGGAUGAUCCGGAGGGCAUUGCAGCGGAUCUCCUCUCGGAAAUUCUUCGCAUGCUGGACUACGACUUCAGUUGCGAGGAUCAGCCAAAUAUGACACUGAGAUAUCAAGAGUGCCGCUGUCAAUUUCGUCGUUUUGAGGAGAAUGGCGAUUUGAUACUGGAAAUCUUGGACGAGGUCAUCAACGAACUGGACUUAGCACAUAAACCACUACUCUAUCCUCCGAAACUUCCCCCUGCCGACCAAGAAGAGGAGGACAGAGAUCAAAGUUCGUCGAGUGUUGUGCGAGAAACCAUUUCGGAUAUACUAAAUCGCCUUCACCUUGAGUCCAGCGAAAAAUGGUCUGAGGCAUCCACCGAAUACUGCUUUGCCAGUCGGUAUAUCUACUUUUAUGAAAAACGGGGCACUGUGGACACGGAUCUGGAGUGUAAACUAUAUCUGCCGCACAUUCGGCGAAGCCACGAAAUGCGGGCCGUAUUCGAGUUGGCCUUAAUAGGCGGACGAAGUCAGCGCUUCACCGUCACUUUGAUCAAUCUGCCGCAGAAGAUCAAGUUCCACAAGGACAGCAUUUACGUGGGAAUCAAGCCCUGGUACGAGUCCUUCGAUACCGUGGUGCGUGUGAGCAAUCUAACCAAAUAUCCUCUCCAGUUGGUUGUGGUCGAGGUGAAGAAGCCACCUCCCAAGUCGCCCAAGGAGCAACCAUUGGAAAAACGUCUGGUUGAUGGAUACUGCAAGAUGAUGACAAGCGAUAUGAUGCAUUUGGAACCUUUAGGAUCGGAUCAGAUCCGUGUGAAAGGCAUCCUGGGUUUCAGCGAAAGCUUUAGGCAUACUUUUGGAGCCAUGAUCAACAACAGUGACACCAAGUACUUUUGUUUACGAGGACAGGGCGUAAUGCCCAUGCUGGAUAUGGCAUCCCCACUGUCCAGCACUCCCUUAAGUCCUCUAGAGAUCGAGGAGGAAUACCGUUUGCUGCAAAAGAUCUACCACUAUGAGAUCUUUCGCAGCAUCACAGAAUUGGAUGAAGAGCCAAAGGGUGACAGAGGUGAAGAGGAGCUGCAAGUGGAAGAAAUAGUCUCGGUCACCGAGGAUUUUACUUUGCUAUCGUCCAGCGAGGAGGAGAUGAGCUCGGAGCGUCAAAACCAACACGAUUUGCAGCUCUUCCGAAUGGUUCACACUUACGUGAUGGUGAAUAACAACCAGGAGUUGCCCCAUGCCACAGUUCUAAGGCAACUGAUCUUGGCCGAGAGAUAUUUAAGGCGCCUUCGACUGAAACCGGAGUUGUAUUCGGUGCAUCAGCAGGUCUACCAAUCUUACCAGAAGAUUCACAAGGCGCCGGGCUUCAAACACCCAGCGAUGGUCAAACACUUCACAGUCCAACCCGUUCCCUGCGAGCAACACGGUUUUGUCCUCGACUUGGGUCUGUUGACCAUGAACACCUUGCGGCGAUUCGAACUUAAACUACACUUCUUUGGCCCCGGCAAACUUAUUGCCGCAGCACGUACGGCUGUCAGGAUUCCAGGUUUAUAUGUGGACUUUAAUGUCACCGACGCUCAACAUGCGGAUAAAAAAUUCUCCUUCUGGGCUGAAAAGUGCACCACGUUGGAGUACUUUAAGGACAAGUACAGGAAUAUGUUUGAGCGGUUGAUGGAUGCGGAGCAGGAUCCCAAGCUGAAACACGCCCACUCUUUUGACCUGGACAGAAUGGUUAAGCACCAGCGAGAUUUGACGCCAAAGGAUCGUCGACUGAUCGUGGAGUACUACAACAGUCUGAAUCCAUCUGUUUAUCCCGAUCACAAGCACCAUUUUACACUGGCCAAAAUUUUCUCCGGCUGCUUGUCCAACUAUUCUGGAGUGGAUGUGACCAUGGUGGGACUUUUUAAGCCAGAGUCACGUUUCUACGAAAAGGAUCAGCUUGUGGAAGACUACCUGUAUAUUGAUUUGCACAUGGGACCAACACUUCCGGUUCUAUUGAAAGGCUUGAUUGUUGCCUAGUUUUAUAUGCAUUUAUUGUGGUUUCUUCUUGGGUUUCUUAAUUUUAUGUGCAGUAAUAAAGCUUUUACUUUUGGGGGAG